AUGGCGAGAGGAUUGAAAGUUCUAUCAGCUCUGGACUCAGCAAAAACACAAUACUACCAUUUCAAAGCCAUCAUCAUAGCAGGGAUGGGACUUUUCUCAGACUCUUAUGAUCUCUUCUCCAUAACUCUCAUCACAAAGAUGCUCGGAAGAAUAUACUACUCCGACAAAUCCAAAGUCCGACAAGUCAACCCUGUAGUCGUCUCCGCCCUCAUCUCCGUCGCGCUACUAGGAACCGCGAUAGGCCAGCUCGUAUUCGGGCGGCUCGGAGACCUAAAAGGCCGGCGCCACGUCUACGGGAUGGCCUUAAUGUUGAUGAUAAUAAGCUCCUUAGCUUCUGGCUUCUCCAUUUGUACAACAAAGAGAGCAUGUGUUUUGCUCUCUCUUGGUUUCUUUAGAUUCUUCUUGGGACUCGGGAUUGGUGGCUUUGGUAUAUUGGCUAGUGCAACGGUUACUAUGGUGGUUUGUUCGAUAUUUCGCCAUGGUUCGAGGCCGGAGUUGCCUUCCGAUGUGCCGCCGGAGGCGGAUGUUGCAUGGAGGUUGAUAUUAAUGAUUGGUUCUAUUCCGGCGGCCUUGACUUAUUACUGGCGUAUGAUGAUGCCAGAAACUGCCAGAUAUACAGCAUUAGUGGAACAAAAUGUGUUGCAAGCUGCAAAGGACAUGGAGAAAGUUCUAGAUGUAUCAAUGAGCCAAAUAGCCGAAGAAGAUUCAUCACCACCAAGCACAAAUCCCGCAUCAUACCCUCUUCUUUCAAGAGAAUUCUUGCAUCGACACGGCCGCGAUCUUUUUGCCUGUUCUGCUAACUGGUUUCUCUUGGACAUAGUGUUCUACAGUCAAGUUCUUUUCCAAGGUGAAAUAUACAAGCGAUACCUUAAGCCGAGUGACAAACACGAUGUGUAUCAAGAAGCAUUCUAUCUUGCAAGAAUACAAGCCAUUCUCGCUGUUUGUUCCACAAUCCCGGGUUACUUCUUCACCGUCUACUUCAUCGAUCGCGUAGGACGAGUCAAGAUUCAAAUGAUGGGUUUUUUCUUCAUGGCAGUGUCGUUUUUCGCCAUAGGGUUUCCAUAUUACUCUCAUUGGACAAGUCCUGAUAACCAUAAGAAUAAAGGGUUCAUGGUUCUCUAUGGACUUGCUUUCUUCUUUGCGAAUUUCGGACCUAAUACUACGACUUUUAUUGUCCCGGCCGAACUCUUUCCGGCUAGGUUUCGGUCGACGUGUCAUGGAAUUUCGGGAGCUGUUGGUAAGGUUGGUGCAAUCAUUGGAUCUGUUGGGUUUUUAUGGGCUUCACAUAAUAAGAGGGAGGAAGGAUAUCCGGAGGGAAUUGGAAUGAAAGAUUCACUUAUCAUACUUGGAGGGGUGUGUAUAGUUGGAAUGUUUGUUACUUACUUCUUCACCAAGGAAACUAUGGGAAGGUCUUUGGAAGAGAAUGAAGUUGAACAGUCUCAUCAUGGUGAAGAAUAUAAUGAUCUUUGA
Molecule: messenger RNA, 1470 nt
Organism: Vicia faba (fava bean)
Lineage: Eukaryota; Viridiplantae; Streptophyta; Magnoliopsida; Fabales; Fabaceae
Source: the annotation of a GenBank genome assembly